GGUAUGACCACUGACUGAUAUAAACAAAGGUUACAUCCUGCGUAAGGUACUACUAGUAUCUACCGAAGCUCAGGUUCUAGGUAAUAUGCGUCCUCUUCCCAGUCGCCCCACGGCAAUGCCCUCCAUGUGCUUAUUUUGUUCACCUUUAGGGCGUUUCAACUUCCAAUGAAGCUACAUCGUGGCAGCGUGUCGCGAGCGCCCCUGUAACCCUGUUGUGCUCACCCCGAGUCCUCGCUGUUCGCACAAACGAGACGGGCCGGCAUGCGGAGCACGUCUGUCCGUCCACUGACAGCAAGGUAGCCAUUCGCCUCAUGCUCCUCCGCCUGAACCGCCAUCGGAUGGCCUUGAAAAGAAAGCUGGACAGCUUUCUGCGCAACGUUUACUCGCAGUCCGCGCCUCCUCCUGUCGCCAUGGCACACACGCGCACGAUACUGUUAAAUGCCCAAGAGGAGCAGCUCCGAGCCCUCUUGCUCGAUGUCUGCCGCUCCAUCAACGCUGCCGGCGAUGUCGCGCAACCCGUUGUCCUUCGCUGGGCUGGUGGCUGGGUCCGUGACAAGCUGCUCGGCAUCCAGAGCCAUGACAUUGACGUUGCCAUCAACGCCAUGACGGGCGUCCACUUUGCUCAGCGCAUGUGCGACUUCUGCGCCCUGCCCGAUGUCGUCACGAGGCAUGGCAUCGGUCCAUCUGACGUUGGGAACCUGCACAACGUUGCUCGGAACCCGGACAAGUCCAAGCAUCUCGAGACCGCCAUGGUCAAGAUACUCGGCCUCGAUCUCGACUUCGUCAACCUGCGCAAGGAAACAUACGCCGACAACAGUCGCAACCCGGCAAUGGAGUUCGGCACAGCCGAGGAGGAUGCCCUGCGCCGUGACGCCACCAUCAACGCCCUCUUCUUCAACCUGCACACAGGUUGCAUCGAGGACUUCACUGGCGGCCUGCCCGACAUGGCUGCCCGCGUCAUUCGCACCCCCCUAGACCCUCAGCAAACAUUUACCGAUGACCCUCUCCGCGUCCUUCGCCUCAUUCGCUUCGCCAGUCGUUUGCAAUUUGACAUCGACCCAGCCACACAACGUGUCAUGGGUCGCCCUGCCGUCCUGCAGGCCCUGAGAGUCAAGAUAAGCCGCGAAAGGGUCGGAGUGGAGCUGGAGAAGAUGCUUAAAGGCACGCAACCUCGAAGAGCUCUAGAGCUGCUGGAUGAACUGCACCUUUACCAUGCCAUUUUCACGGAUCCUGCGCGGGAAUCGAUGGAGCGCCCAGAUGUGAGUCGAUGGCACGUGGCAUACAAGUGCCUGGGCUACCUGCUGGAGAAUCGCAGCCCGGGAUCUAUUGGCGCCCUGCUAGCGCCCUCUGAGGAGGCCGUUUAUGUGGCAUGGAAUCUCGCCGCCGCGAGCCCCUGGAUGCCUGUCGAGGAACCACCCAGCGUCAAAAAGAAGGCGAACGCGCUCCCUCCUGUCGCUGCGAUUGCCCGCGAAGGCUUCAGAGCGCCGAAUAAGCUCACGGACGUCAUGGCUGCCAGUCACCGACAUCGCAAGGAGAUCCUUCAGCUUAAGGAAGCCGUCUGCCAUGGAGAGUCUUGGGUCCGACAUCGAGAUAGAUGCGGAAUGGCGAUCCGUCGAUGGGACAGCCAGGGCGGCUCCUGGACACUACAGGUGCUCAGCACGCUCCUUGUGGACGCCAUGGAACAGCUCGGUUCUUGGCAGAGCGCCGGUGAUUCGAGCAAGCCCAACGAACACAACCUUGAUCCGUUCAUAGCCAAGCGCGAUGAGUUUAUAAGCGGGUGGCAACAGCUUCUGGACCAUGUCGUUGAGCUCAACGUCUACAAUGCGCCAAGCAUGAAACGCCUGCUCGACGGACACGCCCUAGCUCAAGCACUAGGCGCGAAACCUGGCAAAUGGACGGGGAAGGCACUUGACAUCUGCAUGGCCUGGCAGCUACGUAACCCAGACGAACUCGACCCAAGCAAUGCAAUCGAGGAAGUGCGAAAGAAACGAGACGAGCUGGGAAUCCCUCUCGACAGUUCAUGAGUUUGCCUAUCGCAGUGUACAAAUGUGCUUUGGCUCCAAGACCUGCAGUCAAGGCAUUUCGCCCUCGACACGGUUGGGACACGGCGGCUUUCUGGCAUAUGAACAGCUGUACAUAGAUAGGCCCGCUGUGACUUAUCGAACACUUGAGAUACAUUGUGGAUUGCGGCUGCUGUUCGAGCAGAGCGCACAGGACAUCUCGCAACUGCCCUCCAGCGUUUCUGCUCGUAAGGUCUUGCGAGCUCCUCGCUAGCUCGUCCGUCUACCCUAUGUGCAACCAUGGCUUUGACGGCGAGUAGGGAGGGGCUGUUGGUCAGUUUUGCAGCUCCUCCUCAUUGUGCACGGUCAUUAAAGCACAGCGGUAAAGUCUAUGUUUAACAAGCCUGGGGAUAUCAAUACAGUGUAUACACACUGUGCGAAUAAAGUCUGCGCACUCGCCCG
Molecule: messenger RNA, 2462 nt
Organism: Purpureocillium takamizusanense
Lineage: Eukaryota; Fungi; Ascomycota; Sordariomycetes; Hypocreales; Ophiocordycipitaceae
Gene: CCA1
Product: CCA tRNA nucleotidyltransferase
Exons: 2
Coding region: 312-2024 (570 amino acids)
Biological process (GO): tRNA 3'-terminal CCA addition
Molecular function (GO): ATP:3'-cytidine-cytidine-tRNA adenylyltransferase activity; RNA binding
Source: RefSeq, a predicted model, not a curated record